UCAAAGCAUUGCCCAUUAGCUAAAAGAGGUAGAUUCAUACAAUCAUCCCGUUUCAAUUUGCUCCAAUUUUCAAGAAUAUAGUGGAAAUUUUCUUGAAUUCCAAAUAGCUUUGCUACGUGUAUAAAUGGCGUCUUUGGUUUCAACACCAUUUAGAUUGCCCACAACCAAAGUUGAUCAGUUGUCUUCAAUUUCUCAAAAACACUACUUUCUCCACUCGUUUCUGCCAAAAAAAUCGGUUCAUUCAAGAACACCCAGUUUGGGUGUGAAAUGUGCUGUUGUUGGCAACGGCCUUUUCACCCAAACCACACAGGAAGUUCGUAGGAUCGUACCUGAAAACAAGCAGGGCCUCCCGACUGUUAAGAUAGUGUAUGUUGUCUUAGAAGCCCAGUACCAAUCAUCACUCUCGGCUGCGGUUAGAACCUUGAAUAGUAGCAACAAGUUUGCUUCCUAUGAAGUUGUCGGGUACCUGGUUGAAGAGCUUAGAGAUGUGAAUAACUACAACAGCUUCUGUGCAGACCUUGAAGAUGCAAAUAUCUUUAUUGGGUCUUUGAUUUUUGUGGAAGAAUUGGCUUUGAAAGUGAAAGCUGCAGUGGAGAAACAGAGGGACAGAAUGGAUGCAGUCCUGGUGUUCCCUUCAAUGCCUGAGGUUAUGAGGUUGAACAAAUUGGGAUCAUUUAGCAUGUCUCAACUUGGUCAAUCUAAAAGCCCCUUUUUCCAGCUUUUUAAGAACAAGAAGAAGUCAUCAGCUGGCUUUUCUGAUCAGAUGUUGAAGUUGGUGAGGACUUUGCCCAAGGUUUUGAAGUACUUGCCUAGUGAUAAAGCUCAAGAUGCUAGGCUUUAUAUACUGAGUCUGCAGUUUUGGCUUGGUGGGUCUCCUGACAAUUUGGUCAAUUUUGUCAAAAUGAUUUCGGGAUCUUACGUUCCAGCUUUGAAAGGGAUGAAGAUUGCGUAUUCGGAUCCGGUUGUGUUCUUGGACACAGGUAUCUGGCACCCUUUGGCUCCUUGCAUGUACGAUGAUGUGAAGGAGUACUUGAAUUGGUAUGAUACAAGGAGGGAUACCAAUGAGAAACUAAAGAAUCCAAAUGCUCCUGUAGUUGGAUUGGUUUUGCAAAGGAGUCAUAUUGUGACUGGAGAUGACAGCCAUUAUGUGGCUGUGAUCAUGGAAUUGGAGGCAAAGGGGGCGAAGGUGAUCCCAAUUUUCGCAGGUGGGCUUGACUUCUCCGGUCCUAUUGAGAAGUACUUGAUUGACCCGAUCACUAAGAAGACUUUUGUGAACUCUGUGGUGUCGUUAACUGGGUUUGCACUCGUGGGAGGGCCAGCAAAGCAAGAUCAUCCAAGAGCUAUCGAGGUGCUGAUGAAGCUGGAUGUACCAUACAUUGUUGCACUGCCGCUGGUGUUCCAGACAACCGAGGAGUGGCUUAACAGCACUUUGGGGCUUCACCCAAUUCAGGUUGCUUUGCAGGUUGCUCUUCCAGAGCUUGAUGGAGGAAUGGAGCCUAUUAUUUUCUCUGGACGUGACCCAAGGACCGGAAAAUCUCAUGCUCUUCACAAGAGGGUGGAGCAGCUGUGCACUAGAGCAGUCAGAUGGGCAGAACUGAAGAGGAAGGCAAAGACCGAGAAGAGGGUAGCAAUUACAGUUUUUAGUUUCCCUCCGGACAAAGGCAAUGUUGGAACUGCGGCUUACCUCAAUGUGUUUGCAUCUAUUUUCUCUGUGCUAAAAGACCUCGAAAGUGAUGGUUAUAAUGUGGAAGGCCUUCCAGAGAGUUCAGCAGCGUUGAUUGAAGACAUUCUUCACGACAAAGAGGCUCAGUUCAGCAGUCCUAAUCUAAACGUUGCUUACAAGAUGGGGGUGAGAGAGUACCAACAGUUAACCCCGUAUGCCACAGCGUUGGAAGAGAACUGGGGAAAGCCUCCAGGGAACUUGAACUCUGAUGGAGAGAAUCUAUUGGUUUAUGGAAAACAAUAUGGAAAUGUGUUCAUUGGAGUCCAGCCCACAUUUGGGUAUGAGGGUGAUCCUAUGAGACUACUUUUCUCCAAAUCAGCCAGCCCACAUCAUGGAUUUGCAGCUUAUUACUCAUACGUUGAGAAGAUCUUCAAAGCCGAUGCGGUUCUUCAUUUCGGAACCCAUGGAUCUCUAGAGUUCAUGCCUGGGAAACAGGUUGGAAUGAGUGAUGCUUGUUUCCCUGACAGUCUUAUCGGCAACAUUCCGAACGUCUACUAUUAUGCAGCAAAUAAUCCUUCAGAAGCCACCAUAGCCAAGAGAAGAAGCUAUGCCAAUACCAUAAGUUACUUGACUCCACCUGCUGAAAAUGCUGGUCUUUACAAGGGUUUGAAGCAGCUGAGUGAAUUGAUUUCAUCCUAUCAGUCCCUGAAAGACACAGGUCGUGGUCAACAGAUCGUGAGCUCAAUCAUUAGUACCGCUAAGCAAUGCAAUCUUGACAAAGAUGUGGACCUCCCUGAAGAAGGUGUGGAGAUUUCAAGCAAGGAACGCGAUCUUGUUGUGGGAAAGGUCUACUCCAAGAUCAUGGAGAUUGAGUCCAGACUGUUGCCAUGUGGGCUUCAUGUCAUCGGUGAGCCGCCCACAGCCAUGGAGGCUGUUGCUACCUUGGUCAACAUUGCAGCCUUGGACCGCCCGGAAGAAGGGAUCUGCUCCCUUCCAUCAAUACUUGCCGAGACGGUUGGCAGAGAGAUCGAAGAUGUUUACAGAAGCAGCGAUAAGGGAAUCUUGAAAGAUGUGGAGUUGUUGAAGCAAAUCACAGAUGUAUCUCGUGGGGCUGUUGAUGCUUUCGUGCAGCGGAGCACCAACAGCAAGGGUCAAGUGGUUGAUGUGGCCGGAAAACUGAGCUCAAUCCUUGGGUUCGGUAUCAAUGAGCCUUGGAUUCAGUAUUUGUCUGAAACCAAGUUCUACAGAGCGGAUAGGGAGAAGCUAAGGAUUUUAUUCCAGUUCUUGGGUGAUUGCUUGAAACUCAUUGUGGCUGACAACGAGUUGGGUAGCUUGAAACAAGCUUUAGAGGGUAAGUACGUAGAGCCAGGUCCAGGAGGAGAUCCAAUCCGAAACCCAAAAGUUUUACCCACCGGAAAGAACAUUCAUGCAUUAGAUCCACAAGCAAUCCCGACAACAGCAGCAAUGCAAAGCGCAAUGAUCGUGGUGGACAGGCUGCUCGAGAGGCAGAAGGCUGAUAAUGGAGGGAAGUUCCCGGAGACAGUUGCACUGGUCUUGUGGGGCACAGACAAUAUCAAGACUUAUGGUGAGUCCCUGGGUCAGGUACUAUGGAUGAUUGGUUGUAGGCCGAUUGCAGAUUCAUUAGGGCGAGUCAACCGGGUUGAGCCUGUCAGUCUUGAAGAGCUCGGAAGGCCUAGAAUCGAUGUUGUUGUCAAUUGCUCUGGAGUCUUUAGGGAUCUCUUUAUUAAUCAGAUGAACCUCCUGGACCGAGCGGUGAAGAUGGUGGCCGAGCUUGAUGAACCAGUGGAGCAAAACUACGUAAGAAAGCAUGCACUUGAGCAGGCCGAGACUCUUGGUGUCGAUAUUAGAGAAGCUGCAACUCGUAUUUUCUCCAAUGCCUCGGGCUCCUACUCCUCCAAUGUGAACCUUGCUGUCGAAAACUCAUCAUGGAACGACGAAAAGCAGCUUCAAGACAUGUAUUUGAGCCGAAAGUCGUUUGCAUUCGACAGUGACACUCCUGGUGCUGGAAUGAGUGAGAAACGCCAAGUCUUCGAGAUGGCAUUAAGUACAGCUGAAGCAACGUUCCAAAACCUCGACUCAUCGGAGAUUUCCCUAACGGAUGUGAGUCAUUACUUUGAUUCAGACCCAACAAACCUUGUCGGAAGCCUAAGGAAGGAUGGGAAGAAACCGAAUGCCUACAUUGCAGACACAACCACAGCUAACGCACAGGUACGUACCCUCUCGGAGACCGUCCGUCUUGACGCACGUACAAAGUUGUUGAACCCAAAAUGGUACGAAGGCAUGCUCUCAAGCGGCUACGAGGGUGUUCGUGAGAUCGAAAAACGGCUUACGAAUACUGUCGGGUGGAGUGCAACCUCAGGGCAAGUGGACAAUUGGGUGUAUGAAGAGGCUAACACAACCUUCAUCCAAGAUGAGGAGAUGUUGAACAGGCUGAUGAACACAAACCCCAACUCGUUCAGGAAGUUGCUGCAGACAUUCUUGGAGGCGAAUGGUCGAGGGUACUGGGAAACAUCGGAUGAUAACAUCGAGAAGUUGAGGCAGUUGUACUCGGAGGUUGAAGACAAGAUCGAGGGGAUCGAUCGUUAAUUAUGUGAUAUAACCUUGUCAUUUGUUUCCCUUCCCCAAACUGUAAUUUUUUUUGUUCAUUCAUGGGGACUCUCAAUGUAUUCUGUAGCUUGCAAGACUCUGAUUCACCAAAGUUUAAUGUCAUGUUAAUAAAUUUCACAUGCA
Molecule: messenger RNA, 4414 nt
Organism: Cynara cardunculus var. scolymus (artichoke)
Lineage: Eukaryota; Viridiplantae; Streptophyta; Magnoliopsida; Asterales; Asteraceae
Product: magnesium-chelatase subunit ChlH, chloroplastic
Exons: 4
Coding region: 125-4270 (1381 amino acids)
Biological process (GO): chlorophyll biosynthetic process
Cellular component (GO): chloroplast
Molecular function (GO): magnesium chelatase activity
Source: RefSeq, a predicted model, not a curated record